Molecule: messenger RNA, 1113 nt
Organism: Aplosporella prunicola CBS 121167
Lineage: Eukaryota; Fungi; Ascomycota; Dothideomycetes; Botryosphaeriales; Aplosporellaceae
Exons: 4
Coding region: 1-1113 (370 amino acids)
Molecular function (GO): protein binding
Source: RefSeq, a predicted model, not a curated record
AUGGAUGCCCCCAAUGUUGAACUCCUGGCCGCAUUCGCAUCACUCUAUACAACCGGCAAAUACUCUGAUCUCACAAUCAAAUCAAAUAGCAGAACAUUUGCAGUCCAUAAAGUAGUCAUCUGUUCGAGAUCCGAGUUCUUUGACGGCGCAUGUAGCCAUCCUUUCCGAGAAGCGGCAACAGGCAUCAUCGAUCUCUCAGAAGACGACGACGAAACUGUUGAGCACAUGAUUCAUUAUUUUUACUAUUUGGAUUACCUUUCAAAGCCCAAAAGUCGCCGCACAUCUCGACCUUCGUCUCCAGUCGUAACAAGAAGCCAUUCGAGGCGGGUGGCGCAGCGUCCCAUGAAGUUCAACUUAGCCCUGGUCGAGGAUCCUCUGCUAGCGCAAGCUCAAACCGCGACAACUACCGAAACCCUGGCUCAAUCACCGAUGACGCCACCUACCUCAGCGUACGAUCGGUCUCUGGAUUACUUCAAGACCGUUGAAUCGGAAUUCCCACCGCGCGAUCACUUUAGAGGUGACGUUGGUGAUGAUGACGACAGCUCAUCUUCUAGUGAGAGUGAACACGAGGAAAGCGAUUGCGACGCUACCCAACCGCUCCUUGUAAUUCAUGCCAAGGUGUACGCAAUCGCAGAAAAUUCCAAAGCUUUUCGAAUAAUUUUCUUUUCGCAUGCACUGUUUACCCUUGUUUACUCCAAUUAUGCAAUACACUACUCUUACCCUGCCAUUCACAUUGCACCACAAGAACCCUGCGCGUUGCCCCCGCAAUCAGAAUGCUUCCUCUACUUCUACUGCAUCGCACUACUGCAAGACGAGGCGUCUAACAUGUCAUUUGCAUACAGAUACGGCAUCACCGGAUUGAAAGCGCUAGCUAAGAGAAAAUAUGCCACCCAAUUGGAAGAACACUGGAGCAGCCCGGAAUUUGCGGAUUCGAUUCAGGAAGUUUACGAGGCCACUGUAGACAGCGACAGAGGCUUGCGCGACCUUGUCAUUCACGCCUUCCGCGAGCAUCCGCAGCUAGCUCGCAGUAAGGAUGUCGAAUUCAUCGUCAGAGACACGCCUGGUAUUGCUUGGGAGUUGUUUAGGCUCGGCUGGGGCAUGCCUGUUUAUUGA